GGAUGCGGAGCUCCCGGCUUCCCCGCGAGGCUGCGGGGCGCCUCGGCCGGUGGAGCCGGCUCUGCUGAGGCGCGGACGGCCGGGAGUCCUUGCGGUGACCGGUGCUCGCUGCUGAGCACUGUCCCCAGAGGCGCCUGGCCCCGGCGUCGCCCUCCUAUCACGCUAAGCUGGUGUCGGUGGCCCAGGGAGGAGCGGCGCUCUCGCCCGGUCCCUCCCGGGGCCCGCACGGUGGCCGAGGUGCGCGAGUGACCUGCAUGCAGGCCCCGGGUCGGAGAGAGCAGCCGUGUCCUGGGGUCGUGCGCUCGGAGCGCCGUGGGGCACAACUUGAGAGCGUAGUCCCGAGUAGGCUGCGGCUGGCGGUUUCAUUUCCGGGUGUGAUGGCCCGGCGUGUGAGAGCGAACUCAGACGUCGCCUUCACGCCGAAUGUGAACGUUGUCAAGCUGUGUCCUUGAUGGUGGAUAAGACCUUCUUUUUUAAUCCGGAGUCAGUUAGCUGUCAGGCUCCUGAUAAGGAGGAGAAAAGGGGCAACAAGGCGUGGAUGGUCCUUAUACAAUGACUUCGUUUCAAGACUAUCUCCUGUAGGAUGGGAAUUGUGGAGACACUGCAGUGAAGAAAUGGGUCAUCAUGGGAUGGCCUUGCUGAUCAUCAGCACCUGCUGAGCUGAGAGGAGGUGGUGAGGAGGAGAAGAGGCCACCAUGAAACUAAAGCAGCGAGUCGUGCUGCUAGCGGUGUUGCUGGUCAUCUUCAUCUUCACCAAAGUUUUCCUGAUAGACAACUUGGACACAUCAGCUGCCAACCGUGAGGACCAGAGGGCUUUUCACCGCAUGAUGGCUGGCUUGCGGGUGGAGCUGGUGCCUAAGUUGGACCACACCCUGCAGUCUCCUUGGGAGAUUGCAGCCCAAUGGGUGGUGCCCCGGGAAGUGUACCCUGAAGAGACACCAGAGCUGGGGGCAAUCAUGCAUGCCAUGGCCACCAAGAAGAUCAUUAAAGCUGAUGUGGGCUAUAAAGGGACGCAGCUAAAGGCUUUACUGAUCCUUGAAGGAGGACAGAAAGUCGUCUUCAAACCUAAGCGGUACAGCAGAGACUAUGUGGUAGAAGGGGAGCCGUAUGCUGGUUAUGACAGACACAACGCAGAGGUGGCAGCCUUUCACCUGGACAGGAUUCUGGGUUUCCGCCGAGCUCCCUUGGUGGUUGGCAGAUACAUUAAUCUGAGGACGGAGAUCAAGCCUGUGGCCACAGAGCAGCUGCUGAGUACUUUCCUAACUGUAGGGAACAAUACGUGUUUCUAUGGGAAGUGCUAUUACUGCCGAGAAACAGAGCCAGCAUGUGCUGAUGGAGACAUGAUGGAGGGAUCCAUCACACUUUGGCUUCCAGAUGUGUGGCCUCUGCAGAAACAUCGACACCCCUGGGGCAGGACUUACCGAGAAGGCAAAUUGGCCAGGUGGGAAUAUGAUGAGAGCUACUGUGAUGCUGUGAAGAAAACGUCCCCCUAUGACUCAGGCCCACGCCUCUUGGACAUCAUUGACACUGCUGUCUUUGAUUACUUGAUUGGCAAUGCCGACCGCCAUCACUAUGAAAGCUUUCAAGACGAUGAAGGCGCUAGCAUGCUUAUCCUUCUUGAUAAUGCCAAAAGCUUUGGGAACCCCUCGCUGGACGAGAGAAGCAUUCUUGCCCCUCUCUAUCAGUGUUGCAUCAUUCGGGUUUCAACCUGGAACAGACUGAACUACCUAAAGAAUGGCGUGCUAAAGUCUGCCUUAAAAUCUGCCAUGGCCCACGACCCCAUCUCCCCUGUGCUCUCUGAUCCACACUUGGACACUGUGGACCAGCGGCUUCUGAAUGUCCUUGUCACCAUCAAGCAGUGUACUGACCAGUUUGGGACGGAUCCUGUGCUGGUGGAAGACAGGAUGCCGCUCUCCCACUUGUAACUCUGAACAGGGAACAAGUGGGGCUGACUUUUACAAAGAAAAACAGCACAAUCAAUUCCAAAUGGCAUGUGAUGGCCGGAAGUGGCCAGCAGCAGGUUCUGGUGGUAGAAGACAGGGUGGCCCUGGGUGUGCCUGGCCUUCUCUGCAGUGUCCGCACGCGCGGGAGCUUGUCUGUGGAUUCACCUGGCGUCCUCACAAUUGCCCAUUCAAGCAGCAGGGACCGGCUCAGCUCAGUCUUGUCCCCACACCAAGGGACAAAGAGGUGCGGCACUGGCUGAGGAGUUGGCUUGAAAGUGCGUGUCUGCGGUGAGCCCUGCCGUCGUUCUCCACGCCCAUGGACCCUGUAGACUCACUCUGCAGUCCGUGUCUGCAAAAACAAAAGCAAAAUCAACAAAGGCAAAACUAGUCAGACUGAAAAUGUCCAGACAGAGAGCAUAGUGCUGGAGGAGACCCAUUUCCAAGAUGGAGGAAGGGAAGGGAAGGGCAGGAGGGUGUUAGGCUUCUUAGCUGUUGAGUGCUGUGGAUUUGACAUCUCAGGGAAGAGAAGAGGGAGGGACUCAUGCUAUAGAACCAGGAAGAUGACUGACGGUCAUGAAAAUGAGCUUCCCCUGUAUUUAGGUUCUGUUCAAAUUAACCAAAAUGGUCUCUAGAGGAAAUAUGAUUACCACCCAGGAAUGAUCCCCUAUAGACGCUAAUUUACCCCCUUGCCUACUUUUUGCCCAAAGUAGCAAAACUGCAAUAAUACGUUAGGUCCCUGUGAUCUCUGUCAUCCUUGGUUUUCCUCCCUCACCCCCUUUCUCUCAUUGGCAUUGUUUAUUUUGAGGUAAACCAUAGACUCUUGCUCUAGCCCAUGCUGGUCUGGAACAUAGUAUUUAACCCAGGCUGGCUUUGAACUGGCAGCAGUUCUCCUGCCUCAGCCUUCCACAUGCUAGGAUUUUAAGAAUGAGCAACCAUGCCUGGCUGUCUAAGGUGUGUGGCAUUUGACAGUGAUACUGCUGUUCUGAGGAGGUUGAUGGCCUUGUCUGUGCCUUUCUCAUGGGAAAACAUCUUGCUGGUAGCUGGACCGAGCUUGUGAUAUGGGCCCUGCAGGUAGCAGAUAAGAUUUUAAGCCUUCUCAGCCAUGAAACUGAGAAAGAUAUGCUGUAGUUCAUAUCGAAUCCAGAUUCUAUCCUUCGGUCUUGUUUGGAGUCUGAACCCAUGGUGUGGUAGAAUUCUUUCAUCUCCUUGCAGCACUAUCAAGUUUCGGUUCAGUUCGGUAUGUUGGCAGUCAUUGGACAUGUAAGAAGCUGUGGUAAGUUA
Onychomys torridus (southern grasshopper mouse) is the source of this 3224-nucleotide messenger RNA. It is a transcript of the gene Fam20b, whose product is annotated as FAM20B glycosaminoglycan xylosylkinase. Lineage: Eukaryota; Metazoa; Chordata; Mammalia; Rodentia; Cricetidae. Gene Ontology annotation, cellular component: Golgi apparatus. The coding region runs from base 696 to 1925 and encodes 409 amino acids. The transcript has 8 exons. The record is from RefSeq and is a predicted model, not a curated record. Gene Ontology annotation, molecular function: phosphotransferase activity, alcohol group as acceptor. Gene Ontology annotation, biological process: protein phosphorylation.